Molecule: messenger RNA, 1326 nt
Organism: Ipomoea triloba (trilobed morning glory)
Lineage: Eukaryota; Viridiplantae; Streptophyta; Magnoliopsida; Solanales; Convolvulaceae
Exons: 4
Coding region: 103-804 (233 amino acids)
Source: RefSeq, a predicted model, not a curated record
CACUCUCUAAACUGCAGCUUGCUGGCUCACUCCCUUCCCCUCUCUCUCUCUCUCUCGCUCUCUCAAAAACAGCUGUUGCCUGUCGCCGCGAUUCUCAGCACUAUGCCAGGAUUUGAUAUGAUUACUGCUCGCAUUCGUGAUUCGUUUCGAUCUUCUCGAAGACCAGAUCACGUUAUUUCUGUCUUGGAGAAUAAUGAGAUGGUGACAGUUGGAUGGGUAGAGACACAUGUAUUUGUACAGAUCCCUCAUGAGCGCGUUCUCAUCACUCUUUUUCACCCCGUGAAUGGAGGGUAUCCUUUGAGUAGUGAGGAGGAUGAGCCGAUGGUUGAGAAUGUGGACGACCUUGUGUAUGCGCCCCUCUACGAGGGUACACCCCCCACGAGGGAUCAACCCUCCACCUCUGAGUCACAUGCCUUCGUUGUCCACUUUGGUCACAUGGAAAAAGUGUUUGACAUGUUGAAGGAGCAUGAACAUGUCAAUUUUAGAAUAGUGGGACCAGAAGCAUAUAAUCCGGCAGAUCUACACGUUCUUGCACGGAUUACUUAUAGAAAUAUGUUCGAUAUACAUCGCAGGGAUCAGAUCUACAUGCACGUUCAAGACCAGGUCGAUGUCCCCCAAUCUAUAUGGCACGGAAUUCAUUAUCACCAAAAUUUGCUUUUUCACAUCACUUGUGAGAGUUUGCGCUCCCUUUUUCAUAGUUUUCGACUACUUAGCGAGGGCAAGAGAACAUUACUAGGAUGCUCAUUUCUAAGCGUGGCAUUGAGCUGCGUGCUAGGGAGCUCCCUAGCAGGAUUAUGCAUAUAGUACCGGUGGAUGUGGGCGAGGGAGAGGUCGAGUAUACGGUUUCAUCCACUGUCUUGGACCCGCUGCUUAGGAUUUUCAGCGGGGGAAAUGCUACCUUCUAUGCCUUGGAUGGUCCAAGUUUAUUGGUGAAGGUUUCUCUCCAUGGAGAAGAUUGUACAGUUACUGUGCUAUUUCAGGGAGAAGAUUAGAUUAAACAAUUUUCUCCUCAUAUAGCUUUACUCUGUACUUUGGUCACUGAACAUGGUUUAGUCAGUUACCCAACUCAGGCUUCUGUACUCAGACUUUCAUUCAACCUCCUCCUUACCUUAGUAGACCAGAACAACCACUCGCUCGCGGCACACUUUCUAUAUCAAUAUCACGAUUUGAUGUAAAUGCGCUAUAUCCAAUUCUUUUAUAUACCCACAUGGGAUCCUCCCUGAAACUCUUGCCUAAUCAAAGGGGACAUAAUAGGUUGAAGGAACCUUGCCCACAAGAGUAUGGCAUUUCUACGAGUUAAUGAAAGGAUUUUGUUUCAUUCGAUUA